GUUCCCCAGUGCUGAAGUCACUAGAUGCUACUGAAGGUGACGCCGUUACUUUUGUAUGGGACCUUAUAAGCCCUGGAACAGGAAAGAUAGAUAGGUUGGAAUGGGGAAUUUGGAUCAAUCCUACCAGAUGGUAUCCCUGUAUUGUCUUGACGAGGAAAUACCCGCCAAAACAUGACAGUAAAAUAGUGUGCAAGUCUCUUUAUUCUCGGAUGAAACCCCCAACCAAAGAGAAUCUGGAGCAAGGAAUAUCAGCAAUGGUAUUGCUAAAUUUCACCAAUGAAGAUCCAAAGAACUUCUACACCGACGUUCAGCUGGAAGGGAGAUACAAUAAAGAAGAUCCUAUAAUAUAUCAAGUCAAAGUUUCCCCUAGGUCAGUGACGGUUAACCCAACCGCAAAAUCGGUCACCACAAAACCCAACAGCGCUACAACGAAAUCGGACCUGAAGAUUGUAGUACUUAUAGCACCUCUCGUGUGCUUUGCGCUACUGGCACUGGCUUGAGUUACUCAAGGGAAAAAAGGGAGCAUAAAUAAGAGAGGGAAACUUCCUAAUAAAGCGCGCGCCAUGUAAAUUCACAACAUGAAGUUCACAACUGUAUUCCUCUAUUAUGCUUCCGGCCAGGUGAGCUUAUAGAGAGUACUAUCAAUGUUUGUAUUUAUCGGGAUAUUAUAGGCACUUAUUGGAUUCAUCCAAGCCCAUUAUAUAUUGGAGAAUAUUAAAGUCGAGACUUAAUAUCUGACAUAAUGGGCGAGGAUGAAUCCUAUAGGUGUAAAGUAUAGGAGUAAAAUAUCCGUCAUUUGCUAGUGGCGUCCAAGCAAUUAUGCAGAUGCAAAUAAUUCACCUUUUCGGCGCUAGCUUGGAUUGUGUUACGGUCACCAAAACGUUCGGACA
Actinia tenebrosa (Australian red waratah sea anemone) is the source of this 890-nucleotide messenger RNA. RefSeq lists its product as uncharacterized. The record is from RefSeq and is a predicted model, not a curated record. NCBI's taxonomy places the organism in Eukaryota, Metazoa, Cnidaria, Anthozoa, Actiniaria, Actiniidae.